Molecule: messenger RNA, 2810 nt
Organism: Labrus bergylta (ballan wrasse)
Lineage: Eukaryota; Metazoa; Chordata; Actinopteri; Labriformes; Labridae
Gene: colgalt2b
Product: collagen beta(1-O)galactosyltransferase 2b
Molecular function (GO): procollagen galactosyltransferase activity
Source: RefSeq, a predicted model, not a curated record
CGCUCCCUCUUUCUCUACCCUCUCUCAAAAGUCUCACACACUACUCUCUCGCUCAGUGUCAGGCUCUGUUGUGGGUCCAGGUUGCGUGGACUCACGGCGAAAACUUGUGGCGAAGAUGCGGGCGCUCGGGGCCGUGGGAGUCGGGGUACUGUGGGCACUGCUUGGCGCUCUGGUGCCCGGCGGUGCGUCGGAGCUGGUGACGCUGGUGCAGGAGCUGGUCAAGCCAGAAUCUGUCCUGCUGAAGCCAAAGGUUAUGAUCGCCAUUCUGGCUCGAAACGCUGCGCAUAGCCUGCCGCAUCACCUGGGCUGCAUAGAGAGGCUGGACUACCCAAAGGAGCGCAUAGCGAUCUGGGCUGCAACCGACCAUAAUAUGGACAACACUACUGCUAUGCUGAGGGAUUGGCUAAAGAGAGCUCAGCAUGUGUACCACUAUGUGGAGUGGAGACCCAUGGAGGAGCCAAAGACCUACACAGAUGAAUGGGGUCCCAAGCACUGGCCGCCUUCAAGGUUCAACCAUCUGAUGAAGCUGCGACAGGCGGCACUGAAGGCAGCCAGGGAAAGAUGGGCCGACUACAUACUAUUUGUAGACAGUGACAACCUGUUGACCAACCCACAUGUUCUCAACCUGAUGAUGGCUGAAAACAUGACUCUGGUGGCUCCAAUGUUAGAGUCUCGCUCGCUUUACUCUAACUUCUGGUGCGGCAUUACUCCACAGGGUUACUAUAAGAGAACCCCAGACUAUCAGCCAAUCAGGGAGUGGAAGCGGCUCGGCUGUUUCCCUGUUCCCAUGGUGCACAGCACCUUCUUAGUAGACCUACGUCGUGAAUCCAGCAGGGACCUGGCUUUCUACCCUCCUCACCCAGACUACAGCUGGGCGUUUGAUGACAUCAUGGUGUUUGCUUUCUCGGCCCGUCAAGCAGGUGUGCAGAUGUAUGUGUGUAACAGAGAGCACUAUGGUUUCCUGCCUGUCCCUCUCAAAGCACAGCAGAAUGUGGAAGAUGAAAGAGAGAGUUUCAUACACACCAUCACAGAGGCUUUGAUCGACCACGACAUUGAGCCCUCUGAGCACCUCUCCUUUCCGCCGUCAUCACAGGACACAAUUGGCUUUGAUAAAGUUUUGCUGAUCAACCUGAAGCGUCGGCUAGACAGAAGAACCAGGAUGUUGAAAACAAUGGCUUCUCUGGGUUUACAUGCCACGCUGACAGAUGCAGUGGAUGGCAAGGCUCUGAAUACGUCCCAGCUGCAGGCACUCGGAAUAGAAAUGAUGCCAGGCUACAAGGACCCGUACUCUGGUAGAGUGCUGACGCGAGGGGAGAUUGGUUGCUUCCUCAGCCAUCACUCCAUAUGGACACAGAUGUUGGAGCAGGGCCUCCAGAGUCUAGUGUUAGAGGACGAUGUGAGGUUUGAGCCCAGGUUUAAACGUCGACUCCAGGCCAUAAUGGAUGACAUAGACAAAACCAAGCUGAACUGGGACCUCAUCUACGUGGGGCGUAAGCGUAUGCAGGUGCAGCAGCCGGAGCAGUCGGUGGAUGGUGUAAACAACCUGGUGAAGGCCGACUACUCCUAUUGGACGCUAGGCUAUGCGCUUUCACAGCAAGGAGCCAGGAAGUUACUGGCUGCAGAUCCAUUAACAAAGAUGCUGCCUGUUGAUGAGUUUCUGCCUGUCAUGUUCAACAAACACCCCAACACCCAGUUCUUGUCUCACUUUGAGCCAAGGGACCUGCUGGCCUUCUCCGUGGAGCCUCUGCUAAUCUACCCUACACACUACACCGGAGAGCCUGGCUACAUCAGCGACACAGAGACCUCCACCAUCUGGGACGACGAAGCCGUUGCGACAGACUGGGACCGGCAGCACGCUCGCAAGACAGCCCAACAGGGCACAAUCCGGUCUGUGGCACAGAACAGCGUCACUGGAGACUCCCCGCCUCCCGCAGCUCGAGCCUCACGGGAUGAACUCUGAUACACACACCUGAGACUGAUAGACUCCUGUUAACUGUGCAGUGUACACACGGUUGGAUGUCAGGUGUACAGACACAGAAAGAAAAAACUACAAGCUGACAUACUGUACAUUGACUCUUGGAUAAAAGUGGAGUUCUGAUGUAGAUAAAGGGACACUGAGGAGAGGAAGAGGAAGAGUCACUGGGACGAGGGCCCGCAGGCCUUUGACAAAACCUUUUAUUUAUUCCCCAUGUGCCUCCUCUGGGCAUGUAGAGAGACAAACACCCAACACAUGGAUGGAAGCUAACAUUAUUUUUAGGAUGUGAAAGAGAAAAAAAACCCUCAAAAUCAAGUUUUAUAUUGUUUAAGAGGAAUUAUUGUUAUUUAAAAAGAAAAACAUGUGUUCUGUUUGUUGGACAGCCGAGGAAUAAAGACACUUUUUUGCUGUUAGAAAACAACUCUUUAGUGUGUGUGUGGACAUACGCAUGUGAUUAAAGAAUUGAACAUGUGUGGGAGGAGGGAGGCUGACAUGCUGCACCCAAGAGUGUCACUACUUCCUAUGACAUCGCACGCACGCACACACACAUAAAUACAAUAUUGUUUCUUUAGAUGUUAUUAAGCUCAGUGUUAUACCUCAUUCACGCAGCAGGCUGGCCCUGCUCAUAAGCAUUUCACAGCAUUAGUCAUACAAGCAACACAUGUAGCCUGUUGGAUGUAUGAUAGACACGAAUGUGUCCACCUCAGACCUCUGCUUUCAGAAUAUAUCUGUGUUAUAGAUUUAGCAAAGACUGAAUUAUUGAUUUAUUAAUGUCCUCAGGCUCUCAGUUUAGCUUUGGUGCUGGGUUGAACCAAUAAAAGAAAUUCUCUUUAAA